GGGGUGGGGUGAGGGGGGAGAAGAAGACGGAGCGGAUCUGAACCCGGUUCUGUUCCCGGGGCGCUGCUGCUGCUGCUGCUGCUGAAGCCCAGGAUGAUCACCAUGUCUCGGGUGUUUCCGCUCCUCUCCUCCCGGUCAUGAUGAACGCUGCGGCGGCGGCGGUCGUCCGCAGGAUGCCCUCGGCGGCCCGGCGGAGCGGAUGUUGGAUCGCCUGGUGUCAGGCGGUGCUGCUCGGCGUGUCGGCGCUGGUGAUCGUGGCCGAACGGAGCGCUCGUAAGUGGGCAGAGAAAUGAGCUCGGAGCGGGGCAGAGGUGGAGGGGGGCAUGGAUACAGAGGGUGGGGGUGUUGUUUUGGAGGGGUGGGUGGGGGUGUUUUGGUCGGCUGUAGUGAAUGAAUGUUGAUCAGCCAUGAUGCCUCGUGCAGACCGAGCAGGUUAGACACCAUCAACACGGAGAUGAUCGUGCUGCUGUUACCCACGGUGACUCUGUGUCCACUCUGCUGUAUGCAAAUACAAAUACUAUUCUGUUUGUCAGGCUGGGGGGGGGCCCAGGACCUCUGAGGGUCAUUCCGCAGGGUCACGUGAUAACUACAACCAUUAACCCCUGCAGAAAAUGACCGUUAACCUGUGGACAUGUACACCUCUGUGCAUUUACCCUCCAAAGUAAAUAUUUUAAAUAGAUAUUUUUUACCACCAUCAGCACUAAAAGUGUUAAUAUAGAGUAAUAAACGCUGAUCUGAACAGGUGUGCAGCUCUCUCUCUCUCUCAGGUGUGAUGUGUACCUGACUAAGCAGAUCAAUGGGCCAAGGACAGGAUGAGAACAAAGUGUGACUUUACCUCCGGCUGCUCUAUCAUUCCCUCAGGACCAAAAUACUGUUUCCUGCGCCACGGACCCCACAGUGGAGUCAGGCUGUAACAGAGAAAAGAGGACGUUAUAGAAACGUUCAGUUUAGUGACGGGGUGGACUCACAAACCAUCAUCAUCAUCAUCAUCAUCAGUGUGUUAUUACAGACAAGUGUUAGCUUCAUUAAAGCCUGAAUUACAAACAGAGCUGGAUCAGCAUCUCUGAAACUGAAGGACAGUCAGCUGGAGUCAGUGUGCACGGUGGAGUGAGUGUGCACGUGGAUUGAUUUCCUCACUUAAUAGGAUAGAUUAUAAACCCUAGAAGACGAUCUCUGGGUGAUGUUCAUGAUGAAAGUGGGUUUGGGUGGAUUUGACAGCUGCAUGUAGAAUAGUAGAAUCGUCCUUUAUUGUCAUUGUAACUCGUACAACGACAUUUAAAAGUGCCAGACGGUCAGUGCAUAAAUAAAAUAUUAACACUACAGUAAUAAAUACUGCAAUAAUAAAACACACACGUGCACAUCUACCAGACAUCCUGUCAGUUGGUAUUGAACAAUUCCACUACAUCUAUACACUGUGUUACAGGUUAUUCAUAAAGCAUUGAGGGCAGUUAUUGCUGUUUUUGAGUCUGUUUGUUCUGUAAGGUCAGUCAGAGUGGUCCUGGAGUUUACAUGUUAUCUUUAUUUAGCGCAGUGGUUAUGAAUAACUAUCACAAAGUCGUGAUUCUUAAGAGAAUUCAGGUGGAGAUCAGAAAUAUUGGAGUCAGCUUUAAUCAUUUUUACUCAUAAUCUGACAGAUUCUGGUUCUCUCUCCUGUUAUUGUGCCGAGGACCCUGAGUCUGAACCAGAGAAGACUCACAUGGAAAAGAAAAUGACUUAACAGUUUAUAUAUAUAUUUUUAGGAUUUUUUGUUGAUGAAUGCCUAAUUUCAGUUAUUUUGAUGCAUUUUUAUCUGGUCCCUUCAUGGCUCUUUUUCCUCCCUUUGGACAUUAAACAGUUAAAAUAAAAGACUUAAUUUCUCAUGUUUUGUCCUAUUUUGAUGACAAGGUCUUUUUCUUGGGUUUAUUAUUUCAGGCGAUAGUGACGGUGUUUCUAAUUUUAGCGACAGUCUUCUGGGGUUAAUGAAAAACAAACAUUAGUAGACUUAAUACUGACAGCUGUGUGUCUUUAUUUGUGUGUGUUUGUGUGUUAGUGAUCUACUGUAUAGGCUUUUACCUCUGGAACGAGGAGACGCAGUGGGCGGGCCUCACUCUGGGCCUCUUCCUCCCGGGUACGGCGGUCCAGCUGCUGAGUGUGAAGUGGUACUAUGACGACGGCGAUGACAGGCGCUGUUACCUCUCUGUGAUUCACAUCCUGCACUUGGGGAUAUUCAAAAGGUGAGACUUGAACACUGAGGUUUCAUCAUCCUGGUGUCAUUGAAACCUUCAUCAGGAGGUGACAGUGUGUCUCACUGCUCCUGUCUUUGUCUCCCUCUCCUGGCAGGUUGUGGGACUGCAUGAGGGCUGUGUUCCGCAUGCAGGACUCUGUGGCUGAUCUGGGAGUCGCAGUCAUGCAGCAGGCAGAUGUUGCUGCUCUGUGGCUGCUGGAGGCCCUGGUCCUCACGCUGCCCCAGAGUCUGCUGCAGGCGUAUGUGGUGGUGUCCACCGAUGUGGGCGUCAUGUCUCCUGGUAACCUGAUUUCAGCGUCGAUAAUCAGAUGAAGUUUGUGUCUGUUGUUGUAGGAAGUGUCUGGAUGAGGAAUAACGUCUAUUUCCUCCUCCUCGCUCAGUGGCGUACUGCUGCGGUCUGUGUGUGCUGUCCAUCUCCUGGGCGCUGGUGUUGUACAGCAGAGCUUGCUGUCUGAUUCGACCGGGUCACCUGGCCAUGCCGCCGGCCGCCCUGCUGUGUCAGCUGGUGUGGAGGGCUGGGAUGCUGGGUGCCAGGGUGACCUGCCUCAUGUUCUUCGCCAGGGUCUUCAACUGGUGGGUCUGUGGAGUAGCAGGUGAGACUCAGAGAAGAAGACAGAGGGCGUAGAUCAGUGGUUCUCAACUGGUCUCACUCUGGGACCCACAUUUUUCUCACGGUCCUUCAGUCCUGACCCACUGUUAAAGAAUCCAAACCAAGUAAAUGUAGUAAACUUUAAAGACUCAAAUCUUUAACAUUAAUACACCCGUUUUACACCCGAGUAAAGUGGAUUUCAGAGAACAUGAACUGAGGACGACAACUACUUAUACAGAAAACAUCAAAUAUCAAAUAAACGUUCCUUUCAAAAUAAAAGACACGUCAAACAUCAGAUGAGCAUUAAAUCUUUACUUUUUUGACCAGCUGUUGGCGACCCAUUCAGAAUGUGUCUGUGACCCACUUUUGGGUCGGGACCCACCAGUUGAGAACCACUGAUGUGAAUCAUUCUGUAACUCAUGCAUGUUUUUAUUUACUUUAUUUAUAUUUACAUAUAUUUUUGUUUUCUCUGUUGCUUUUAUCUCUGUUGUUUUUAUCCUGUUAAGUGUCCUUAUAAAUAAAAUGUAUCAUUAUUAUUAUUAUUAUUAUUAUUAUUAUUAUUAUUAUUAUUAUUAUUAUUAUUAUUAUUAUUAAUAAUAAUAAUAAUAAUAAUAAUAAUAAUAAUAAUAAUAAUAAUAAUAAUAAUAAUAAUAAAUUAAUGCACUCUUUAUGUAAAUUCCCGUGGUGUCGUGAUGACCCUCAGUGAUGCAGCGUGUCCUCGUAUCCUGCUUUAUGUUGACUCCACAUCUAUUUCUACGUCGACCUCCAGGUUUCCACUGGCUCACCGCCUCCUUCUGGCUGGUUUCACAGCAGCCUGACAUCUGCACCGGCCCCUGGUGUUGGCGAGCCUUCAACGCCAUCAUGGGCCUCGUCCACGUCUUCCUCUUCCUCAACGUUAAAGACGGACCCUCGCGCUUCCGCAUGGCCAGUUUUUAUGCAGUAAGACACGAACAGAAACGAUCUUGAGUUUGAUUGACAGUCUCGUUGACGUGCGCAGAGAGGAGGUAGUUUGCACGGUUGUCCUCACGUCUGCGUAUUUAGUGACGCUGUGACCUUCUCCUCUCCUUCAGUUCAUGCUCAUAGAGAACGCCACGCUGCUGCUGGCCGCCUCUGACUUCUUAAGUGAAGCAUCAUGGGACAGCAUGACCCUUCCCACCGCUGUGCUUUGCAGCUUCCUCCUCGGUGAGUCACCUUCUCUCUGUCUUCUUCUUCUUUGGUUUGUUUUUAGAGCAGCGUCGUCGACCAGGUUUGAUCUUUCACUCUGAGCGAUGUGAUUAAAGAUUUGAUGUUUGUUUUGAUAAUGAGGAGGUUUCAUGAAGAGUUUGAGGAGCAGAUGUCCGUCACCUGAGGUCUGAUUUUAAUCCUUCCUUGUCUCCUUCGUCCUAGGUGCUACCUCCCUGGUCUUAUAUUACCGUUUCCUCCACCCAAAGUCCACCGAGAUCUCCCAGGGAACCAACCGUAACCACAUGGGCAGCACAUGCAUCGAGCGCGGGGAGUCGUCCUUCUCUCUCGGGGACAAAAGUCUUCCAGCUCCCUCCAUCUCCAUCCAAAACCACGGCAGCUUCUCCCUCUCAGGUGUGGCCGGUUCUCUGCUGGAGCACCCCGGGACCUGCGGGGGCCGGGCCAACAGCUCCUGCCCGUGUUACCAUCACCACUGGCUCCUCAUCCGGCUGGCUCUGAAAACAGGAGACCUGGGGAAGAUCAACAGGGCGUACGGCGCCGGAGGAGCGGCGGCCAUACUGGACUUGGAGGAGUACAACCAGGAGUAUAAGAGUAAUGAGGGCAUGACCAUCACGGCGGGGGACGAGGGUGUCUCCACCUCCGAGUCUCAGGGGAAGGGCCUGGCUCCUCUCUCGGACUGUAAGGAUGAAUUUCAGAGCGUGAGUGAACCCACGACCACCGAACCCCCCGAGGAGGAGGAGGAGGAGGAGGACGACGACAGCCUGGAGAUGGAGAGUCCGCUGGAGUCGCCUGCUUCCGAUUUUAAACGGAGCUCACCGGAGGGAAAGUCCGUGUUCGGGGACAGUCCUGAGCCCUACUUCUGUCCCACAGAGUCCAGUUCCACCUUAUACUUCAGCGCUGAUCCUCAGUCUCCCAGCAGUGCCAGUAACCCCCGUCUGGACCGGGACAUUCACGAACAGGGGGUCCGUCUGAACUCCAUCCCCAGCGAUCCGGCCCUUCACAGGGAUGUGCGUGGACUCAUGGGUCGCGUGGGGCCGCGCUGCACCUCCACUCCCAGACUGGACUCCGGGGUGUUCGACUCCCCGUCCAGUGUCCCCCAUCUCACGGGUCCCAGGAGGCAGCUCAUCAUGUCCCGCAGAGACGAAGACGACAGCUUCUAGCCAACAUGGAGGACAGCUUCUUCAUCGCCUCUCAACAUCUGUAUCCUUCGCACACUGUGGGGGUGUGGCAUAUGCAACAGUUUCCAGCCAACGCUAAGCUAACCUGUACUCGACGCAACACGGUUUCUGUCAGAACUGCUUCUGCUUAAACAGAAAUAAUCCUUCAGGGUUUCCAGCAGAGAACUUGAAGAUCAGACAAAAGCUUCUCGGCCUUUAGGUGGUCGUGUUCAGAGCUCAGACACACCUUCUACCUGACAUCCAAUAAACACGUUUUUAUUCCUUUGGCAGCAAAUAACUGACGCCUCAACAACAACAACAACAACAACAACAACAACAACAACAACAACAACAACAACAACAACAACAACAACAACAACAACACCACUGUGCAAAAAAAACAAAAAAAACAAAAAAAAACAGAAAUCAAACACCGGCUUUGCCAUCGUGAAGUAGCCAUGAGUAGAAGAAGUAUGCUGCUGUUUUAUAACCAGACAGACGAGGAUCUCUAUAUUACAAACAGAAACAACUUCGACUCACUCUGAUGAUUCUGAGCUGACAUGUAAAUUUGGGAAAUUGUAUUUAGACAUGAGAAGACACGGAUCUUCUGCCUCUCAGUGUGAGCUGGAGUGUUGGUGGUUUUUUUGAAAGCACAAGCAUCUUCUGUCGUCGUCGUCUUUUUCAUCCGCUUCAUCCUGGUCCGGGUCGCAGGGGCAGCAGCUUCAGGAGGGAAGUCCAGACGGCCCUCACCCCGGCCACUUCCACCAGCUCCUCCUCCUCCGGGGGGAUUCCCAGGCGCUCCCAGUCCAGGAGAGAGAUAUAAUCCCUCCACCUGGUCCUGGGCCGGCCACAAGGUCUCUCUCCUAACCAGAUGCCCGAGCCACCUCAGCUGACUCCUCUGGACGUGGAGGAGCAGCGGUUCUCCUCUGAGCUCCUCCCGAGUGUCCGAGCUCCUUACCCUAUCUCUAAGGCUGAGCCCGGACACCCUGAGGAGGAAACCCAUUUCAGCCGCUUGUAUCUGCGAUCUUGUUCUUUCGGUCAUUACCCAAAGUUCAUGACCAUAGGUGAGGAUCGGCACGUAGAUCGACCGGUAAAUCCAGAGUCUCUCCUUACGGCUCAGCUCUUUCUUCACCACGCUCCAUCCUACCUUCACUCCUGAACAAGAUCCCGAGAUACUUGGACUCCUCCACUUGAGGCAGGACCGCCCCUCCGACCUGGAGAAGGUGAUCUACCUUUUUCUGACUGAGGACCAUGACCUCGGACUUGGAGGCGCUGAUUCACAUCCCAGCUGUUUCACACUCAGCCGCGAACCGCCCCAGUGAGAGCUGAAGGUCACUGCUCCACGAAGCUAGAAGAACCACAUCAUCCGCAAACAGCAGUGACGUGAUCCUCUGCCUGCCGAACCGGACACCCUCCACCCCUGAAGUUCUGAACAGAACCGGAGACAAAGGGCCGCCCUGGAGGAGUCCGACUCUCUCUGGAAACAGGUCCGACUUGGUAAAAGGAUCUUCUGUAUGAUAAUAAUUCAAUUGCUGUGAUUUUUCUGUAUUUCCAUUUGAAGGUCAUCAGAGAAUAAUCAGCUGUUUUUGUGAUAAGAGUUGACGUUACAGGACACGGGGCUGGUGUGUUGGAGAAACUGUGUUGUUAGAUGUUUGAACUUCAUUUACAUGUUGAUCAUGUAAUCCCAACGAUGUUUUAACGUGUUUUUACUCUAUAAUGGGAGAAAAUAUCAUGUCUCAGGCACCGACUUUAAAAGCUUUCAGACGUCUCAUGUAAGAAAAAGGAAAAGAUGCUUUUGAAAUAUUUGUAGUCCCUUUUUUUAUGUGCUCUUGGUUUCUAUUUAUAAAGAAGAGAUGUUGUUUUUUUUUGCUUCUUUGCUGUAGGAAGAUGAGAUCCACUAACAAAGCAGUUUAGUGUUGCUGUGGUUGCUUCUCUUGCAACUCGAUGACUGCCUAUAUUCAAUGAUGAACUGUGAAGUGACGGGCCACUGGUGGCUUUAAGGAGCAAUAAACUGCCCACUUACUGGGGUGACUGGAGUACGA
This is a messenger RNA of Xyrichtys novacula (pearly razorfish), 7194 nucleotides long. The record is from the annotation of a GenBank genome assembly. NCBI's taxonomy places the organism in Eukaryota, Metazoa, Chordata, Actinopteri, Labriformes, Labridae.